Messenger RNA from Moesziomyces antarcticus, 1095 nucleotides. RefSeq names its product GroES-like protein. NCBI's taxonomy places the organism in Eukaryota, Fungi, Basidiomycota, Ustilaginomycetes, Ustilaginales, Ustilaginaceae. The transcript is spliced from 2 exons. The record is from RefSeq and is a predicted model, not a curated record. The coding region runs from base 1 to 1095 and encodes 364 amino acids. Gene Ontology annotation, molecular function: oxidoreductase activity, acting on NAD(P)H.
AUGUCUCUCCCCGCCAAGAUGCGCGCUCUCGUCACCGUCGAAGGCAAGAAGGCCGAGGUCAAAGAGGUGCCCGUUCCCUCGCUCGACACCGAUGAGAUCCUCGUCCGCGUCAAGGCCGUGACGCUCAACCCGACCGACUGGAAGCACAUCCAGUACAUCGCUCCUCCUGGUGUCACUGUCGGCUGUGACUUUGCCGGUGUCGUCGAGCGAAUCGGACCCGAUGCCAAGAACACCUCGCUCAAGAAGGGCGACCGCGUCGCUGGCUUCGUCCACGGCUCCAAGGACGCCGACCGCGGCAGCUUUGCCGAGUUCCUCAAGACCAACAGCGAGCUCGUGGCCAAGAUCCCGGACAACUUUGACGACGCAGCUGCCAGCGCACUCGGCGUCGGUGGAGAGACCGCUGUGCAGGCCCUCUUCCAUCGACUGGCGAUCCCCGUGCCCGACUACUCGCACGGCGCUGUGCCCGUGACCGACGACUCGCCCGAGCUGCUCGUGUGGGCCGGAAGCACCUCGGUCGGUCAGUGGGCCGUUCAGAUCGGCCACGCAACUGGCUACAAGGUCAUCACCACCGCCAGCCCCAAGAACCACGAGCUGCUCAAGCAGCUCGGUGCACACGACGUCUACGACUACCGCGACGAGACCACCCCGCAGAAGAUCUCGUCCAAGUAUCCCAACCUGAGCAAGGCACUCGACUGCAUCUCAGAGAACGGCACGCAGCAGCUCUGUGUCAAGUCACUCGGUACCAAUGGCGGCGACGUCGUUGUGCUCCUCAAGCCCGACCCAGAGGCCAUCGCUCUUCGCAAGGGCGAGGUCAACAUCAUCCACACCCUCGCCUACACCGCCCUCGGUCGGCCCUUCAGCUACGGCAAAGCCGCCGUAUUCGACCAGGACCGCGUCUCGGCAGAUGCAGCCCUCAUGAAGGAAUGGCUCAACGGCGACAAGGGUCACUUCUACUCGCUCCUCCAGCGCGGUAUCCUUCGCGGCAACAAGAUCAAGAAAAUGGACGGCGGCCUGGACAGCAUCAACGAGGGCCUCAAGUACCUUCAGGACGGAAAGGUCUCUGCCGAAAAGCUCGCCUACACCAUCAGCUCCUGA